Messenger RNA from Olea europaea var. sylvestris, 1845 nucleotides. RefSeq names its product heptahelical transmembrane protein 4-like. The record is from RefSeq and is a predicted model, not a curated record. Gene Ontology annotation, cellular component: membrane. Gene Ontology annotation, molecular function: signaling receptor activity. NCBI's taxonomy places the organism in Eukaryota, Viridiplantae, Streptophyta, Magnoliopsida, Lamiales, Oleaceae. The transcript has 4 exons. Bases 306 to 1544 code for a protein of 412 amino acids.
UUAUUUGUGUCACAAUCAAUUCCACUUUCUUAGAACAAGAAGCUGGUGAUUUUGAAGCAAAAUCUCCAAUAAAAUAUCACCUCAGCAUCUUCGCAUCUCUCCGUGGAAUCUCUUUUCCUCUACUUGCACGACAGCUACACACACACAUAUAUGGCGGCUAAUUAAUUUGGUUCUUGCCCACUUCUUGUUAUACAUGCUGGAAAGAGAAAAAAAUAUCAUAUAAAUAUAGUGAUAUAACGUCACAUUUCUGGGUUGUGGAUUGUGGGCUGUGCUUCAUCCUGGUCAGUUGAUUUGGUGAACAGAAAAUGGUUGAUAAUGAGAGGAAUUUUACGGAAAAGAAAUCUCAUUGUAUAUCAGAUGUGGAUCCGAGGUCGUGUUCUUCAUCAAAGGAAGGGAAAGGGAAGCAAUUGUGGAAGAAGGUGAGGUACCGGUUGGUGGAGUACCAUUCAUUGCCUGGAUAUUUGAAGGACAAUGAGUAUAUUCUCCGUCAUUAUAGAUCUGAAUGGCCUUUGAAGCAAACCUUGCUCAGCAUUUUCACAAUUCACAAUGAGACCCUCAAUGUUUGGACGCAUUUAUUAGGGUUCUUCUUGUUCCUUUGUUUGACCAUUUACACUGCUAUGAACUCUCCAAAAGUGAUGGACCUUUCCACCCUACACUUGCCUGAGGUGCUGAAGAAAGCUGAUUUCCAUAAAUUGCAGAUGGAACUUAGAACUUGUCUCCCAUCAUUGCCAAACAUGCCUAAUUUGCACAGAUUUCAGCGGGAGUUAAAUAUUUCAUUGCCUUCAAUGGAUUAUCUACCAUCCUUAUCUAAUUGGUAUAUUGUGGAACUCCUCUCUAACUGCUUGCCCGAGCGUUUUACCAACAGCAAUCACACUGAUGUGUGUGUUCUGCAUAGCAUGAAGGAUGAUGUUGCAAGCUUAAUAUCACCAGUUAUGGUGAGGCCAAUUACACGAUGGCCGUUCUUUGCCUUCUUGGGGGGAGCCAUGUUUUGCUUGUUAGCAAGCAGUACGUGCCACUUGCUUUCUUGUCAUUCCGAGCGCUUAUCUUACAUUAUGCUGAGGGUUGACUAUGCUGGGAUUGCUGCACUAAUUACAACUUCCUUUUAUCCUCUUGUCUACUAUUCUUUCAUGUGCUAUCCAAUCUUCUGCAAUCUCUACAUUGGGUUCAUUACUCUUCUUGGAAUCGGGACGAUUUUGGUUUCACUUCUUCCAGUUUUCCAAACGCCCGAAUAUCGUGGGAUUCGAGCAUCUCUCUUCUCUGGGAUGGGUGUAUCUGGUGUAGCGCCUAUUCUGCACAAGCUCGUCUUAUUUUGGCACCAACCAGAGGCAAUCCACACAACAGGGUACGAAAUUUUGAUGGGGGUGUUCUACGGUAUUGGAGCAUUAGUUUAUGCCAUGAGAGUUCCCGAGAGGUGGAUGCCCGGAAAAUUUGAUAUUGCAGGGCACAGUCACCAACUUUUUCAUGUAUUUGUGGUGGCUGGAGCUUACACGCAUUACCGUGCAGGACUCAUUUAUCUGAGAUGGCGAGAGGUGCAUGGAUGUUGAGAUUUUACGAGAGAAGUUUUUUGUUGUAAUGUGGUAUGGAUAGUCCAUUUAGGUUGAUUACAUAUAUGCAACGUGAAAGACUUGCCGCUAUUUGUUGUCUCGUAAACUUUUGUCAUGCCAUGUUUGGUGAGGUACUCUAUAGUAUUAGAUAGUACUGAAGAAGAAAAUAAGGUAAAAGUUUAUCUAUUGUGUUGUCCUGUCUGCACACCAAAAUUUUCUUAGUGAAUAGUUAGAUUGCUUGAUGUGUAGAUGUAAUGUCAAGAAGGGAACAUUCUCUUGUUAAAUGAUGAAAUUUGUGCUA